Molecule: messenger RNA, 216 nt
Organism: Lathyrus sativus (Indian pea)
Lineage: Eukaryota; Viridiplantae; Streptophyta; Magnoliopsida; Fabales; Fabaceae
Source: the annotation of a GenBank genome assembly
AUGGCACCACGGGCUUUACAAGAAGUGCUGGAAACAUUCAAGACCCUUUAUGGCAAUCCACCUAUGUUCAUUCAUGAAAAUGGCCAAAGGACACUAAGCAAUGCAUCACUCGACGAUGUAUCAAGGGUGGAAUACUUGCAAGCAUACAUUGGUAGCGUGCUCGAUUCCUUGUUUUUGUUGUCCUUUUCUUGUUUUUUUAGAUGUUUUUUCCAUUAG